This is a messenger RNA of Aedes albopictus (Asian tiger mosquito), 7764 nucleotides long. RefSeq lists its product as uncharacterized. Gene Ontology annotation, molecular function: zinc ion binding. The record is from RefSeq and is a predicted model, not a curated record. The transcript has 2 exons. Gene Ontology annotation, cellular component: nucleus. Bases 165 to 1223 code for a protein of 352 amino acids. NCBI's taxonomy places the organism in Eukaryota, Metazoa, Arthropoda, Insecta, Diptera, Culicidae.
CAGAAAAUAAACAGACGUGCUUUUUUGCAGUGUUUAGCCGAUGUAGUUUUAGGAUUUAAUUUUAUCCUAAUAAUAUUGUGUGAAAAGUGCCCAAAUGCUUCAUUUAACGGUGAAAGUUUGAGAUUUUUUGUAAAACUGUUAGUGGUACAAUUAUUUCGAUCAAAAUGAGCGGUGAAUCGCCUCCUAUGGAACUCUGUCGAACGUGCUGCAAGCCGCAGGAUCCGGCGGUCAAACAUACUAUGCUCGUUCCGGUCGCUGCCACCGGUCAGCAGAGCGGUCUAACGAUCAGCGAAAUGAUCUACCAGCUGACGGAAAUUCUGGUAACGCUGGAGCCGCUGCUACCGCAGCACAUUUGCACGGAUUGUGUGGUGUCACUGGAGGCAGCCCAUGGCUUCCGGCAAAUGACGAUCAAUAGCAAUACGGUGCUGCUUGAUCGCCGGGACCAGCAGAAGCAGCUUGAGGAAUCCGAGGCGAAUCCGGACGAUGAUGGUGAAAUGUUAGUAAUAAAAGAAGAGACCUUCGAUGUGGACCUGGACACGGAAGAUUCAAACCUCUACAGCUUGCUGGAGCAAGAAGUUUAUGGUGAGACGGUGCCUGAGAAGAAGAAGAAGCCUUCGGUUAGAAAGAGCACUAGAAAACGGAAACGGUGUCAGACUUUAGCGGAGAUCGUAAUGAAGGAAUGCGUCGAGAGAAGGGGAGAUCGAUAUUUUUGCAUAGCUGACCCCAACAGCAACUGCCAACGUUCGACCACUUUGUACGGUUGGGAUGUUGGAAAUACCAUUAGGCAUUGUCGUGCGAUGCAUAAAGCGGUCGCACUCGCACAUGGACUGUUUAAAGAGCCCGACCAACCCCAGUCGUCGUCGGUCGCUAAAUCGAAAUCGAAGCCGAAGCCGGAUCGUCAGGCACCGAAACAGAAACUAGGUGCCUCCGAGCAGAAGAAGCGUACCUUCAGGCGCAUCGCGCGGGAAUGUAUGCAUAAAAAAGAAGGUCGAUUCGUUUGUGCGAUUACCGGUGAUAGCACUGACUGCACCUAUAACCAACGCGCUUUGGACAUGGGAAAUUUCAUACGACAUUUUCGGGUAAGACAUACGGACCUUGCCCUGGCGAAGGGUUUGCUCAAACCGGAAGAGAAACUGCUGAUGGAAAUGAAGCAGGCCAGGAUAAAAAUUGCAACCCAAGCGACGAAACUGAUCGUUCGGGAGAUUCGACAAGAAAAAGGUUAGUACCUAGUACUUGUUAAAACUUUAAUGUAGGUUUCAAAUUGUGUUAGAGAAAUUUGUGUAUGUUCGGUAAAAUGCGCCGCAAUUUGGCAAUAUUGUAACCACCAAUGUUGACAGCAGUCUCUCCUCACUGGAGCCACCAAAUGUAAAUGUCAGCACUUACACUUCGUGGUGUUUUUCUCCGUAGUGAGGCUGAAUUCAGCCACAUACUUUCCAGGCUGCCGCGAACAUCAAUCGAUGUCGUCGGCAAUGAUGGUAACCACAGUACCUAAUUGCACGGUACCGUUGCGAAAGGAGUUGGUAUUCGAUUCCGCAUGUACCGAUCAACGGACAAGAAAAACGCACUGAACUGUCGACGACUGAAACUAUUCACUAAGGCUCGAAGGAUUGAGUGGUAGAUAAAUAAUAUGAUUACAUAUUAUUGUUAUGGCUAAUAGAUUGCUUUAAAAAUUCUUCCAAUAGGGAAUUCCUCCUGCAAUUCCUUUGGGCAUUUCUCCAGGAGUUUCUUCAGGAAGUUCUCUAGGUGUUCCUCCAGGUAUUUCAUCGGGAACUCCUUCAGGAUUCCCUGCGAGAAUGUCUUGAGAUGUUCCUUCGAGGUUUCCUUUGGAAAUUGCUUCAGGUAUUUCGUCGGGAAUUCCUCCAUGCGCUUCGUCUGAAAUUCUUUUAGAAGUUCCAUCGGGAGUUCUUCCAGGAGAUUCGUCGGGAAUAUCUCGUAAGAGUUUCUCCAGUAGUUCGUUCGGGAAUUUCUCCCAAAGUUCCUCCUUCUGGAAUCCAUCUAGAAGUUCCUUCGGCAGUUCCUUUGGGAAUGCCUCCAUGAUUUUCUUUCAAAACUUUUCCAGGUGUUCCUUCAGGAAUUCCGUUUACAUUUCCUUCGGACGUUCCUCCCGACAAAAAUCCUGAAGCUUUUUCCCGAUAUAAUCCUCGAGAAAUUUUUGAAAAUUUUGAAGGAAUGCAUCAAUGACACCAACUUUAUGCGUUUACCGCAUGUAAAUAGAGGCGCACCGUAUCAUCGCUACAGCAGUGGAGUUAUGUCAAACACACAAGGCUACGGUGGCGUUAUCUGUUCAUUUCAUAGCGGCUGUUCUGUUAUUUUUGUGAUCCAUUCGCGGAGUAACUACUGAAGAAAUUUUUGAAGAAACUCCUGGUGAGAUUUCGAAAGGAACUCCCGGAGGAAUCCCCCAAGGGGAUUUUCAACGAACUUCUAGACUAAUUGCAGAAGAAACUCCUAAAGAAAUUCCCGAAAGAACUCAUGCAGAAAUUCUCGAAGAAAAUUCUGAAAUUCGUUCUCUAAAGAAUUAACGAAGAAAUCCCCUGUAGAACUCAAGAAUAGGGAAAUUGUCGAAAAAAGUUAAAAAAAAACAUGAUAGAAAUCCUAGAAGAAUUGUCGAUGUAUUUCCUAGGUUCUCAACAACACAAUUAUAACUGAUACAGUUAUUCUACAUUUCAAAAUAUUUUGUCCUUGGUUUGUUCUUAUAAUGAUAAAAUUAAUUUUUAUUUAGUUAUUUUUCUUUACAAAUUCAGUUAUUGUUGUUGUUCUUUUAGCUCUUAUUCUCAACAAACCAAUAACAAGUGUUGCUAUUCAGAUAUUUAUUUUUAAUGGCAAAAUUGGAUCUUCUUUUGUUAUUCUCUUCUGCCUGGAAAUGGUGGCAACCAGCCUAUGCUUCAAGAUUUUACAGAUUUUUCCAGUGAAAAUUACUUCGGCACCUAUCACCGUUACCUUUCCGACUGGCUCCAGACUUGCGUCCAACUUCGGAAUAUGUAGAACGUUUCUCCAUAAUGCCGUUCGUAAACCAAGGAGAACCAACGGCAACGCAUCAGUCCAACUUGAUUUAUAGGGGGUUGUGGGGCAAGAUGGCCAUAUGGGGCAACAUGGCCACCCUGUCUUUUAAGCAUUAAUUCGCAACCCAAAAAUAUUUUCUGCAUGGGUUGUGAUUAUAAACAAUGCUUUAUGUUUAUAAUGUGAAGCUACUGUUAGUUUGAAAAAUCUGCUAUAAAAUAGUGUUUGAAGUUUGAGUGUUCAAAAACAGUGUUUUCUUAUAGUAUCAGGUCAUCUGAUUUUAAGGAUUAGUAAUGAAAUAACAUCGUUUUAAAAAAUAUUUUUAAUUUUUAAUGGUGUGACUGUUGUUCAGCCUCGACAAUAAAAUUUCAAUGUUUUAAAUUAAUUAUGUCAUAUAAAAAAUAUGUUUAUCAUCGUAAUCAUUCGGGGCAAGAUGGCCACCUGUGGUAAGGCCUAUGUCGCCAUCCAAAAAUCAAUCUAAAGCAGCCUUAAAACGUUAUUGAUGUUUAGAGAUAUUGCAAAACCACAGAAAAUUGCUUUUCAUUUUAGUUGAAGCUGUUAAAAUUAAUUACGAUGGAGAUGAUACCUCAGAAAUACUUUGAAGUUAUUUGCUGUUGAACGGUGAUUGGUUUCAUUGAAUAUUUUGGCACAGGGAUGGAAAAUCGUAGCUAAAACCGCUAUAAGGGUUCGUAACAAGACGUUGAAUUACAGUAUAAUGCAUGAAAAGAGUAGUAAUGUAUCUAAAUCGUUUCGAGAAAAACAAGUUGGCUGAAAAAAUAGACCAAAUCAUAGAACAUGUCCAAAUAAAUUUCUAUCAAUUUUAUUUCAAACAUUAUCAUAAAGAAAAUGGUGGCAAAUACCACACCAUCUGUAGGCAAAGCGUUGCGGAUGAUUCGACCUUGGUUUAUUGAACGUUGCUUAGGGAUUAAAACAUACUAAUUGUAAAAAUUUAGCUCUGUGGCCGUCUUGCCCCGAUGGGGUGGCCAUCUUGCCCCAUAUGGCAAAAAUUCUAUGUCGAAAGUAACAUUUUUCAAAUGAAUUUAUUUUGCAAUGGUAGUGCAAAAUAAAAUGCUUUUUUGUGUUAAUAGGGACUGUUCAAUUUAUAAAACGGACAACUUGCUUGUGCGAUAUCUUUUUUAUUUUUCAAUAAAAUCAUUAUCAGUUUUUUGCAUAACUUUCUAUAGUUAUUCUCAAAUGUAGAAAAAAUAUAAAAUUAGACAAAAUGUCCUUUUUUGUCUAACUGAAGCGGUUUUCGUAAAACAUCAAUAAAAACCCAUUUCUCAAAAUUCGACAUAACUUUCCACAUACUAAACAUGCAUAUUUUCAUGAAAUUUUUAAUGUAUUGGAAUCUUAUACUACUCUACUAAAGGUAAAGCUCAAUAGUUGGUAAGUAAUAACGCACCAAGCAGCCUCCAGCUUGAUACAGUAAGUUGCCUUGUUUACAAAGAAAUUAUUAAAAAAUGUGAUGCAAUAGCACAACGGAUUCGGCUCAAAAUUUGUCCAGAGCAGUAGAAUACUGCUUUCUGGAUGAUACAGAAGAAAAAUUUACUUUUAAUUGCAUUCUUCAUCAAAAAAUUUAUUCCAUGAAGAUGGUCAUAGUAAAAACUGCAUAUUUUUUGCUCCAUUAAUGGCGAUUUUCGACUCUAGCGAAUCUUGUUAUUAUUUAUUUUCAACAAAGUUGAUUCUAUGUUAUUGUAUACCUUAUUCAAUAACAAUCGGAGGUAAAAUUUUAUAUUUUCAACAUCAUUGUUAUGUAAAAUUUGCAUUAGGUUGCAUUGUUAUUUGAAAGAACCUUCAAAGAACGAAACUGAUUCGAUUACUGUGCCUGUAAUGGCACACAGUAACCAAACCAGCAAUGCUAUUACGAAGCAGUUUUCUGCAUUUAAAACCACAUCAUUCCUACUUCCGACUGGAUGUAUAAAAAAAAUGUUUAUUGAAUAUGUUCAUGCCCUUUUUGCUUUACAAUGAAAUUUGAAUCAAAAAAUCGAAUCUCACUUGAGACUUUAAUAUUUCAACAACUAAUUUUCCAAUUGAGUUUAAACUUCGCCAGAAUGUUUAUUACUCAUGCUGCUGCAGUAUGGCACAUACUUUUCUGAUAAUCAAAACGAUAUACCAUAUGUGAACAGUAGUUUUGUGUAUAUUUUCAAUUUUCAGCAAUCGUAAAAUUCACCUCAUUUAACAUUUGGUCGAUUUUCUAUGAAAUAAAACUAUUUUUAUCCGAUUCAAAAAUCAUUACUAUAAUGACAGAUGAUGUACUGAACAACGAAACAAGGGUGGUUAAAUUUGAACUACGCGUCUUCUUUUUAUAGCCUUGUAAAGUUGUCCGUUUUAUAAAUUGAACAGUCCUUAAGAUAGAAAAGACAUGAAACAAAGGGAAUGAGUGUUAAAUAGCCAUAUUCUAAUGAAAGUAUAUGCUCCGAAGGCGCCUAAGCUUAGGGUGGCCAUCUUGCCCCACAACCCCCUACGAUUCCAAAACCGUUUUGAGUGGUCUAUGCCAGCACUCCAUCAUCCCAUUUGCCUGUGGAUGGUAGGGUGUAGGGUGUACACUCAGAGCCGUAGCGUGGUGCCAUGGCGCCCUUGGCAAGCACCCAGAUUGGCGCCCCACGACAAUUGGACAUUGUUAAUAAGCAAAACUUUGUAGCAUUUUAUUUUUAUAAACUUCUUAAAAGGAUUGAUUGCGGUGGUUCGAAGACACAAAUUCACGCCAAUUUUUUAUGUGUUUUUCCUUGGGAAUUUCAAUGAGAGUUGUCCAAUUUUUUUCUGUUAUACGAGUAGAAGUACGAACACAUUUUGCAUUUCACAUUUCAUAUUUUUACAUUUCAGAUUUCCAUUUUUUUUUUUUCAAGAAAACUCGCAAUAUUUUUCUUUUCUUAAAUUUUUGUUCAACUGAAUUUUGUUUUCAAUUGGUUCUUCCAAAAUAUUUUCCAGAAGAUCUGUAAGAAAUUUUUCAGUAAUCAUAGACGAACCAUGGAUAUGGAAAAAUACAAAGAGGAAUUCUUAAAUAAAUCUCCAUUUCAGCUUUUGUUGGAUUCUCUGGUAGAAUGCCUGCUGGAAUUACAGAAUGAAAAUAUGCAGGAAUCACUUAAGGAAUUUCUGUAGGAAUAUCCAGUGCAAAUGUAAAUCCAGGCCAGGAGACAUAUUAGCAAGAAUUCCCAAUGGAAUUCAUAGAGUAAUUCUUGCAGGAACUCUUGGAGUAGUUCGUGAAGGAACGCCUGAAGGAAUACCUGUAGGAAUUUGUGGUGAAACAUUGGAAGAAUUUCCUGAACGAGUACUUAGAAGAGUUUAGACUGUUGAAGUUUCUUAAGGAAUCUGUGGUAGGCUUUCAAAAGUAUCCUUUGAAGAAAUUUUGUAUAAAAUCAAUGGCGAAUUUUCCAACAGAAUACUCAGAUAAAUUUCUGAAAGAAUCCCAAAUAUAUGGUUUUCUGAAAGAUAUUACGAGAAAAUUCAUGAAAGGCUUUCUAGGGGAAUCCUAGCAGAAAUUAAUGGAGCAAUCUCUAGUGAACAUGAAACAAUUUCGGAAUGAAAGGUUUUGUGAGCACUAUGAAGUUAUCUAUACAAGACGGAAUUUGGUGGAAUCGUCUUCGUUUGAAGAUGUGUGUUUCGGAUUUCGGAUCUCGGAGACGGGUCUGACUGAAAUAAUUGAGAUCGACUUCAAGCAGAUCAAUACAGAUGCAACGCUCAGAGUCAGUGGACUACGCAGAACUAGGUGAAAUAUUUCAGAUUACACUCUACGUACUUAUUGUUAUAUAUUGUUCUAUAACUACAUGUACAUUGAAAAUUCGCUAUUUUCAACAUCCUUUCAUCUAUUGGAAGCUGCUUCAGUUCUGGGCUCCUUCUAAGUUGAUGAAGGGAUUUAUAAAUGCUUGCAAGGACUUGGCCAGGUGUGUGGAGCUGAGUGGGUCUAUGACAUUGUAGAUAGUAUCGACAUCAGCAAUGUCAAUGGAUAUAUUCAGCUUUGCAACUACAUCCAUGAUUUGUGCAAGUAUUCCUAAAGGAAACUUUAGUUAAUUUACUAAAAAAAAUAUAUAGGCGAUUUUCUAAAAAAUAUCUGUAGAAUUUUCUGAAGCAACUUUUUUGCAGGGUUUUUUAUAGGAAUCUAUGGAGAAACUACUGAGGAGAUUUACAGUUUCAAAGUGAACCUUUAAGACAUUUUUGCAGGAAUCUCUAUAAGAAUUUCUGAACGAAACUCUGGGAAAUUAAAAAAAAACAUAUUGAAGAUUUUCCAGGGAAAAAAACCUAGAAAAAAUGUGGAAUAGUAGUAAUGAGAAAUAUAAGUGUGAAGGUUUUGUGGAGGAAUUUCUGAAGGUAUCCUUGUAGUAAAUUUACAAAUCUAUCACUGAAAUAUUUUGGGAAUAUCUGCUGAAAGUCCUUGAGGAAAAUUUGGAAGACUAUCUAAUAAAAUCUAUAGAGAAAUAUCAGGAGUAAUUUAAUGACUAAUUAGGAAUUUAUUAUCCUAGAUCAUGAAUUUCUAAAGGAAUAAAAGAAAUAUUUAAAUGAAUGCGUAGAGAAUCCUCAGAAGCAGCCUCAAGACAUUCUUUUGUGAACAUGCUUAGAAAUUUUUAAGAAGUACUUUCACUAGAACUUUGAAAGCAUAUUGAUUUUGCUUUUGUAACCGUUCGGUUCCAAUUUGAACUUGAAGGCUCCACCUCAAGUAACUUUUCCCGAAAUAAGACCUUUUCAUAAGGCAAUCAAGAACAGUCACGCUCACUGGUCGAGGAAUCGCGAGUGAGUGCGUGUUCGUCAUUGAUGCCAUGCCAGGCCAGAUAA